CCUCUAAAAAUAUAUGAAUGAUUUUUAUAUAAUUAUUUUGUAAUAUCUUAUUCAUUUAAUUAUGGAUGACAAACACUUUAUAUGGGAUGAAAUAACUGAAGGUUUAAUAUUACCAGGAAUACAACAAACAGAUGAUGAACAAAUAAAAGGACGUGCAACAAAAUCUGAAAUAAUAGAUCCAUCAGAAAUUUAUUGUCCUCAUGAUUAUUUGAUUUUAAAUUUUUAUGAAACGUUGAAUCCAAGUCAAAAAAUAAGAUUUAAAAAAUAUUAUCUACGUAAAGUAGCUCCCAAUGAGCCAGACGUUAUCAUUUUGCAAGAUAUUAAAGAUCUUGUAAUGUUUUUACUUGCCAGUCCAGUCAGCGUUAAAUUUAUCAAUUUUUUUCACUUGCCAGUCGUUGAUCAUUUUUUAAGAGCUCUUAUAAUAUAUUUUCAAUAUUAUAUAGAAAUAUGGGAAAAGUUAACAGAAGAAAGAGUAGCUACUUUAAAAAAGGCUCCUAAUCCAUUAGCUGGUGGGAAUAGAAUAAAAUAUGCUGAUGAAUUACAUACUUUACGGUGUAUGUUGAGUAAAGAGUAUGCAGACUUAAUAGUAGGUUGUCAGGACACCAUAAGGUAUCAUCAUAUGAUAAGCGGGAAGAAAAAAGCGAGUGUGACACAGUCUCAAGGAGAAAAAGAUUUAAGAAUAUUUGAAGUGCUAAUUCAUAUAUCUCAUCGUGUUGUAUGGAUAGCUUUACAUCGUAAAUACUUUCACUUAAUCGAAUCAGAAUUACAUAGACUACUUAGAACUGAAGUUUAUAACACUGCAGAAAGAAGAACCGGUUACACCGUUAAAGAUAUGUUAGAAAGUGAUAUUUUUGUACUACAUGGUCCACGAAUACAAUCUAAAAGAAAAUUACUUAAAAAUUCUCCUUUGAUAGAGGAUUUAAUUUAUUCUCAAUGUAAUUUCAAAGUAUUAUCAUUAGGAAUGAUAGACAUUGAUAAAAGCGAUCCACGAAUCGAUUACUUACAUAACGCAUUACUUAUUGACGAAGAGAUGUUGCCCAAACUUGGAAUUAAAAUAGGCAUACUUGGACAAGAAAGAUCCAAUUAUGAUUUAAUGUUAAUGCUAAUUGAAUCAGAAAAUUCUAAAGAUGUUGACAAAAUUGAUCAACAAUCUGAUAAACUCAAAUAUGAAAGAAGCAAGAUCAGCAUAUCCGAUAAAUUAACACAAGAUAGUUCGGAAUAUGAUGAAAAUAUUGUUAGAAUGCCUUCUUUUGGAUUAGAAUCCAUGUUAACGACAGAAAUAUUUCAAGCGAAAAAAAUAGAUGAAUUGUCUAAAAAAUAUUCUAAAGUUCGUGAAGAUGCUAAGAAAAAAUGGAUUAUUAGACAAUUACAAAUUCGUAGUAAACAAAUGGAUACAUAUUCUAUCACGACAUAUUCUAUUACUUAAAAAUCAAAUCUAAUGAAGAUCAACUUAAAUGUAAUUUGGUAAAUUAAAUCUUUUUAACUAAUAUUAUGUUAACUUAUUCGAUUGCAUUACAAAUA
Polistes dominula (European paper wasp) is the source of this 1521-nucleotide messenger RNA. Its product is annotated as protein phosphatase 1 regulatory subunit 36. Gene Ontology annotation, biological process: negative regulation of phosphatase activity. The record is from RefSeq and is a predicted model, not a curated record. Gene Ontology annotation, molecular function: phosphatase binding. Lineage: Eukaryota; Metazoa; Arthropoda; Insecta; Hymenoptera; Vespidae.